AGCUCUUCGCCGUCCGCCCGCGUUGGGCCCCGAAGAGGGGACUGCUGCGAUCGCCAUGGACCUGGAUUUGCAGCCCUCGAAGUCAGCUGAGGCCCUGGAGAAGGUGUCCCAAGGUGCGUUCAGCUGCACGGAAGAGGCGCGACACUGCUGGACGACUCAUGAGAAGAACGCCCUGAGGAAGACCCGCUUGGAAGCGGAGCUUCGGUCCCUGCGAUCGCAGCUGCGGCAGCAUCAGACGCGCAUCAACGCCUUCGUGAAAGAGGAACAGCGCGAGAAAGCGUUGACGGAGAACCUGUUGCACCUCCAGGAUGCGGAACUGCAGCUGGGCCUUCCCAAGCUGGAGAUCGACCAUAGCAAGGGUGUGUGCUGGGUGGGGGAGCCGCAAGAUGAGAUGAGCGAGGCGGAAGCGUUGGGAGCCAUCAAGAUCAGCUUUGAUGAGGAGGGCACCCUACUGCGAGCGGAGCCACAUCCAGCCCUGGGCCUGUCGGACUACGCUGAGCGGGCAGUGGCUGAACAGGACUUUGCGAUGCUGGUGACCAUGGUUUGGAGUCGUCUUUGUGCGCACUCCGGAUUGGACACCAAGGACGCCGCUGCGCACAUGGCCAUGGCCAAAACGGGCGGCGCGUGAGACGCGCGACACCCGCCACGGGGGCGCCAUGGGGCGCGAAAUUCGCUGCCCACACUCGACGCGGAGGUGUGGAGUGCUAAUUCGACGCCAGAGAUGGCGAGUGACCGAUCGCAACACCGGCUGAAA
This is a messenger RNA of Durusdinium trenchii, 754 nucleotides long. The record is from the annotation of a GenBank genome assembly. Lineage: Eukaryota; Dinophyceae; Suessiales; Symbiodiniaceae.